GUGCCACGCGAUGACGUUACAGUCAACCAUGGCGGUUGUAAAGUUAUACGUGGCGCUCCUGAGUGUAUUCGCAACCACCCUCGCAUGUGACCUCACUCCAACGGCCGCAGAAACUGAACUCAAACUUCAAGCAGAAAUAUACAUCAAUGACACCAAACCAACGAUUGACCCAAGGUACAGACAACUCUACCAUGUAGCUCCUCCUGUCGGCUGGAUGAACGACCCUAACGGAUUCUCCUUCUUCAAAGACAACUAUCACUUGUUUUACCAGUUUUACCCGUACAACACGUCGACAGGAAAUAUUCACUGGGGACAUGUUGUUAGCAAAGAUUUAGUGGAGUGGACACAGCUGCCAGUUGCGUUAGCGCCACAGACGGAACAGAUCUUCUCAGGCAGUGCUAUUGAAAACGAAGGCACUUUGGUACUCAUAUACACAGCUCACAAAGGUAAAGAUCCAGACACCAAUGAAACACAGUACCUAGCUUUCAGUAACGAUGGUGUGAUCUUUACCAAAUAUAAAAAUAAUCCUGUCAUUUCAUUUUCACCAAAUUCUGCCAAAGAUUUCCGAGAUCCUAAAAUCUGGAAACAUGGCGACUAUUGGUAUGUUGUUCUGGGAAGCAGAACUGCAGACGACAGAGGGGAAGUUCUAGUGUACAGAUCAGCGGACAUGGGAUAUUGGGAGUUUCUAAGCGUCGUAGCAUCAUCUAAUGGUGACCUGGGAUAUAUGUGGGAAUGCCCUGACUUCUUUGAGCUAAGUGGAAACUACGUUCUCCUUAUGUCUCCGCAAGGUAUGAACGCGUCGGAGGACAGGUACCAGAACCAGUUUCAGACUGGUUAUAUAAUUGGAAGUUUUGACUACCAGACAGGUAAAUUUGUAGAAAAGUAUGCAUUCCAAGAAAUUGACUACGGCCAUGAUUUUUACGCAACCCAGACAAUGGAGCGCAAUAAUAAGAGAUAUUUAAUUGCGUGGAUGGGAUCGUGGAAUGGCGAUUUUCCUGAGCGUGAAGACGGUUGGGCAGGAUCCAUGACAAUUAUUAGAGAGUUGACAUUAAAUGGAGGUCGUAUACUGAUGAAACCUAUUGACGCAAUCACUAAACUACGAGAGUCAGUUGUGUAUAACGGGUCUUUGGCACAAAAUGAACAUAUAAUUGGUUUAAACAAAACAGGAGAACUGCUUGUUUCGUUCGAUUUAACGCAAGAUAUUAGUUUGGCCAUCAGAGGGGUUAUUGAUGUUACAAAUAAUACCGACGUGAUUGGUUUGAGAUGGAAUGCUACUGGUAAUAAAGUGAUCGUGGACAGGCAAGGCGUCAUAAGGCAAGGAGAAUGGCUACCAGUUUCAUCAAAGUCUUUGAGAAUAUUCUUAGAUGCUAGUUCCAUAGAAGUGUUCUGUGGUGAAGGUGAAGUAGUGUUUAGUUCUAGAGCCUACCCUGCCGGUAACUGCUUCAUCGCGGUUGUUCAUCUAAAAACGAUAAAAGAGAAUCUUGUGAUAAAUGAAAUAGAGGCUUACAUAGAAGAAAAAAGGGCAGAAAUCAACCCCCGGUACCGACUGCACUAUCACGUGGCACCCCCUGUAGGAUGGAUGAACGAUCCCAACGGCUUUUCAUUUUACAAGGGCCAAUUCCAUCUCUUUUAUCAGUUCUAUCCAUAUGAGAGCCAAUGGGGCCCUAUGCAUUGGGGCCAUUCAGUAAGCCCAAAUCUUGUGGACUGGAAGACACUCCCCACAGCUUUAGUGCCAGAAGAAGAAAUGUGUUUUUCAGGCAGUGCUGUCGUUAAAGAUGAUGAAAUGGUGUUAAUGUAUACAGGACGUACAACAACCGAUGAGGAACCCUUCUAUAAUGAGACCCAGUACUUGGCCUUUAGUAAUGACGGCAUAGAGUUCCAUAAGUAUGAAGGUAACCCAGUUCUGCCUUACACACCUAACGGAUCCCCAGAUUUCCGAGACCCUAAAGUGUGGAAGCACGGCGAGCACUGGUAUGUUGUGAUUGGAAGCAAGACUGACGACGAAAGAGGCAGGGUGUUGCUUUACAGAUCACCUGACCUAAUUAGUUGGGAAUUUUUAAGUGUUAUAGGAGAAUCCUCGGGAGACAUGGGCUAUAUGUGGGAAUGCCCAGAUUUUUUCCAGCUUAAAGGGAAACAUAUUCUCUUGAUGUCUCCCCAGGGUUUGGUUCCACAAGGUGACAGGUACAAGAAUGUUCACCAAACAGGAUAUAUAAUCGGAAAGUUUAGUUACGAAACAUUUGAAUUCGUUCCUGAAAUUAGUUUUCAAGAAAUCGAUUUUGGUCAUGACUUCUACGCAGCUACUACUACUGAAAAAGAUGGAAAAAGGUACUUAGUCGCGUGGUUUAAUAUGUGGGAUGUUCCUCAUCCAGAAGAUGUUGAUGGUUGGGCAGGAGCCAUGACUAUCAUUAGAGAGCUGGAAUUAGUGGGCAACCGUAUUGUGAUGAAACCAGUUGAAACAAUAACCACCCUGCGAGAGGAGACUGUGUGGGACGGUAAUCUUAUGGAAAAUGAAUUUGUUCAGUUGGAUAAGACAGGAGAACUUUUAAUAACCGGAGACUUAAGUCAGAAUAUUGAGUUGUUGAUUAAAGGAAGCAAUGGUGGUGGUCAAGUAGUGCUGCAGUGGGACCCUCAAGUCCGUAAAGUCGUGGUAGACAGAGAAGGUGAUAUCAGACAAGUUGAAUGGCUUCCUCUGGGUUCUGAACAAUGGAGGAUAUUUUUGGAUGCUUCUUCCUUAGAGCUGUUCUGUGGUGAAGGAGAGGUGGUGUUCAGUACCAGGGUUUAUCCUGAUGGUGGCUGGCAGGUAACGAAUCUGAGCCCCCAACCCCUCGACACGAUUGCUUAUACAUUGAGAAGAAGUGUUCCUGAAUAGUUUUUAAGGUUUUAUUUCUCUGACAUGUGAUUGUGGAUAGUGCCUCAGAUUUUGGUAAAUAUAUUUUGUAAUAACAUAUAAAUAAAUUAUCAUAAUUU
Messenger RNA from Spodoptera litura, 2967 nucleotides. NCBI's taxonomy places the organism in Eukaryota, Metazoa, Arthropoda, Insecta, Lepidoptera, Noctuidae. The record is from RefSeq and is a predicted model, not a curated record.